Messenger RNA from Apiotrichum porosum, 2094 nucleotides. RefSeq lists its product as uncharacterized. NCBI's taxonomy places the organism in Eukaryota, Fungi, Basidiomycota, Tremellomycetes, Trichosporonales, Trichosporonaceae. The transcript is spliced from 4 exons. The coding region runs from base 1 to 2094 and encodes 697 amino acids. The record is from RefSeq and is a predicted model, not a curated record.
AUGGGUAUCUUCAGUCGCUGGAGCGAGAGGUCGGCAGCCAAACAGGCUGCCAAGGAGACAGAGGCGCACCUUAGCCAGGCCAUCACGCAGGCUGACGCCGGAGAGCAAGCGCAGGCGGCUGCGUAUCGCGAGCUCGAGAUGGCGCAGGUUGCCCACAACCUCGCGUGUGAAGACCAUGCCAAGGCCAACACCGAGCUCGAGAGGGCCCAGCUUGCCCAGAAGAACGCCGACGACCACCACAUCGCAACCCAGCGUGCACUCGACAUCAAGAUUGCCAACCAUGCCCGUGUCAGUGCCGAGGCCGAGGCCGCACGCACUGAAGUCCAGCAGACGCGUGGCAGGCUGAGCCUGAACAACGACUCCUCCGAUGGACAAGAGGAGCUCCUUGGCUCGGCGCCGUACCUCGCGCGCAACAGCAGCCGCACCUCGCAAGGCGAGGCCUCUGCGUCGCGUGCCCUCCAGUCGGCCGAGUCCCUCAGCUCCCAGAACAAGGACAACACUGCUUCCCCCCUGGACAGCCCCUUCCAUCCCCAGAAAGUGAGCGAGGGCGGUCCCGCUCAGCAAUUCUAUCGCUCAACCCAAGACACUGCCGGCUCCCCGACGACCGUCGCUGGUCAGACAGGUGCCACUCGGGGCGGCGUGACUGCGUCUGGCGGCGGCGUCGGCACUGGCGGCUCCCAGUUCCUUGAGACGCCGCCUUCUGCCGGUACGCGUGGUUCACUGUUCGUCGAGAAGCCUCCUGUCGAGGAGGACCGCAACGCCGUCGCCGCCACCCACAACCCGAGCCUCCUCUCCACGAAGCAGCUCGAGACCCAGCCUUCCGCUUCUGCGUACGCCACACCCGAGACCGGCACCACCCCACUCCAGAGUCCCACCCACACGCACCAGUACGCUGCGCCUGCCGUUCCUUUUGGCAUGGCAGCGGCUGGCGCCGGAAUGUACUCUAUGCCGUGCGAAAAGGACGAGUGCGACCCGCCCGCUCGUCCCGCUCGUUCCACACCCAGUCCCAAGCCCAAGCCGCCCGUCCGCCCCAGGUCCCCCGGCUCGCACACGCACCAGUACGCUGCCCCCGCCGUUCCCUUUGGCAUGGCGGCAGCCGGAGCCGGCAUGUACUCGCUCCCAUGCGAAAACGACUGUGACCCGCCCAACCAGUCCCAGCCCCCGGCAAGGUCGGGCGGUGCUACCAACGGCGUCUCGCCCAACAACGGUAUCGCCACUUACCCCGACGUCCCCGCCACGGCCGAGACGUGGACGCGCGAGCACAAGCCUCUCCCCGCCGCCAGCACCGGUCCCGACAUCACGCCGCCGACCGCCGCGCUUAGCGACAACAGCCCGCCACGCGCCAACGACGUCGACACUGCGCGCGCCAGUACCCUUGGAUCGGACCGGUCGCUAGCCAAGGCCCUGCGCCGCGCGCCGCGCAACCACGCAAGUCUCACCAAGGCCGACGACCCGGCGCCCAACCACCCGACGCGCAAGUCGGUCGGCUCGGUGGGCUCCUUCCCCGCGGCCUUUGCGGGCGCGUACGGCCACCGCGACUCGGACGCCGUCAUCCUCCCCGAGGGCGGUGUCGCGGCCCAGCGCGAGGCCGAGCUGGCCCAUGGCCAGGGCCAGACCGUCUCGGGCGCGCCCAUGGUGUCGUCGCCGGCCAUCCUGCCCGCCGACCAGGCCCGCUCCAAGUGGCACAUCAAGCCCGGCGCCAAGCGCCUCAGCGCGCAGAGCCAAAAGUCGGCCGCGAGCGGUGCCAGCGGUGCCAGCAGCGCGAGCGCCGACGGCAGCCUCGGCGAGACAAAGGGCCAGAGCCGCGCCACACACCGCCAGUACUCGGGCGGAUACCAGGUGCUCACGUCCAACACGCUCGACUACCAGGAGGCCGAGCAGGGCGCGUUUGACGGCAAGAAGGGAUAUCCCGAGGCCGACGUGGGGUCCGGAUCGGCCGUCGAGGCCAGUGGGUGGAAGCGCUCGGGCUCGGGCUCGCGCGACCAGGUUGGUGGUGGUGGUGUGGUGGGCGUCGGUGGCACGACCCAGGAUACCGGCGACGUCGACCGCCCCGUCCCGGCCAAGCAGACGAGCAUGCCCGGCACGUUCCAGUAG